GUGCUGUAGACGCCGAGGAAGCCCUGAAACCGGUGGUUGAAGAACUAGCCGGUUUGAAGCGCCAAAUCAAUGCUAUGACCUCUGCUAUCUUUGGAACUCGGAUCACUCAUCUUGGUGCAGAUAUGCGGAUGAAGCUCAAAGUGGCAUAUACAUUGGUUGAGCAGCUAUACUCUGGGUCUCAGCGAGCCAUUCGUACGGCGGCUUAUAACAAACCGGCGCCAACUUUGAUUAAGGAGACCCUUGAGAAGCCGGACACGUUACCAGCGCGUAUUGUCGAGUUGAAGAGAGCCGCUGCGAGAGCAGGAGCGUUAACCACCCUUAUUCGAACCAAGGCCUGGAUUCCGUACCUUGAAGCGGAGGAUAUCAUUAAAGGAUAUCCAGGCGUUAAAGAAGACGGUACAAACUUUGACAAUGAUGAUCUUCGGCGGUUGACCAAACAGAUGCGGCCAGUGGCCAACAAAUUGGCUAAGGACACCGAUUUGUCCCAUUUUCAACUGUUUUAUGAUGCAGAAGGGAAAAGACAGCCGACCGAUAUCCAUGAAGUCGAAGAACUUGUGCCUCCGAUUCGUAAGCACACUUACGCCCCUGAUAUUAACCCUUCUGAUCUUAUCCAUGAGGAAGCAGUGUUCCAAGCUUUAAUCGGAAUCGAUUGGUCAAUGGCUGAUUUCCAGCGGCUGGGGAGGGAUGAAGAAGUGUCAUCUGGCUUCCCCAUUAAUUCCCGCGACCAUUAUAACCUUACUCUCUUCAACCGUUCGAUCGUGCCCCACAACACAGCAAGCGCACCCACGACGACACAUACAAAGACGAUAUCUAGCAGCGCUUCAAUGGAGUUCGGCGUGUAUAAAGUGGACACCCAUGCAUGGGAGAUGGAUCUCUCAAUGGUGUACACCAUCGCCCCGGCUGUGGUGGACGAGUACAUUAACACUGUGGAGCAGUUGCUUGCUCAAGACAAUUACAAAUUGGUCGACAUCAACCUCCAGCACACUGGCGGUCAUCUCGGGAUAGAUCAUAAGAUUGUUGUUGCCCAGUUGUGCGUGCACUAUAAUGUCCUCAUCUACCAAUACUGCAUGGCCACAAAGCCUUGUGACCAUUUCGCCGGGUUUGUCAACAACAACGACUACAAGUUCGCUAUGGUGGAAACCUCUGGCUAUGUAAAAGCGCUCAAGGUUACGUGCUUGGUCUGCAAGAACCUUGCCGAAAUCCCUGGCCACUACAAGGUCUAG
Molecule: messenger RNA, 1223 nt
Organism: Triticum aestivum (bread wheat)
Lineage: Eukaryota; Viridiplantae; Streptophyta; Magnoliopsida; Poales; Poaceae
Exons: 3
Coding region: 75-1223 (382 amino acids)
Molecular function (GO): nucleic acid binding
Source: RefSeq, a predicted model, not a curated record